UUAUCGGUGGGCUGGAGCGUUAAUCCCUUUAAAUUCCAGUCGACAGAGGCGGAGCAAAUCACCCUGCUGCGUAUUCAGUUCUCUCACUUGUUAUUUAGAGUGGAGCAAUGCGAAGUGUGCACAUGACGGAUUUACCACGAAAGUAAUUAUUUACUAUAGGAAAACGGUAUAGACAGGCGUCCGCGAACCAAGCAGAUGGUGCUCCUCCGGCCAUGACUCGUACCAGGCUCCCCACGGUUGAAGCGGCGUUGAUAUUUCUAUCUGUCGCACAGCUGAGCACAGCUCUGAAGUGUGUGUGCCAGCUAUGUAACAACAACACCUGUGAGACGGGCGCGGACGGGGCCUGCUGGAACUCUGUGAUGCUGAUCAACGGGAAGGAGGAGGCCGUCAAGUCCUGUCUGUCCCCGGCUGAGAUGAGGGGACAGGUCUUCUGCUACAGCUCCCGGAACGUCUCCAAGAGGAACUGCUGCUUCACAGACUUCUGCAACAACGAGACCCUGCAUCUGCAUCCAGGCUAUGUAGAAAGGCCUUCGGAGGAGCCUGGCUGGGGCAGACUGGAGCUGGCAGCAGUCAUCCUGGUGCCCUCUACCCUGCUCUGUGUGAGCAUCCUGCUGGGUGUGUGUGUGGUGCAGAGCCAGCCCUGUGCCUACAACCGGGCCCACAAGAAUGACGCGGAGGAGCCCCUGGAUGACCAAAGUCUUAUGUCCCCCGAUAAGUGUCUUAAAGACCUCAUCUACGAUAUGAGCACCUCCGGCUCAGGCUCCGGGCUACCACUGCUGGUACAAAGGACAAUAGCUCGGACCAUCGUGCUGCAGGAGACCAUUGGGAAGGGCCGCUUCGGGGAGGUGUGGCGAGGGAAGUGGCGAGGGGAGGACGUUGCGGUGAAGAUCUUUUCAUCCCGUGACGAGAGGUCCUGGUUCAGAGAAGCAGAGAUCUAUCAGACCAUCAUGCUCCGACACGAGAAUAUCCUGGGAUUCAUUGCAGCUGAUAACAAAGAUAACGGCUCUUGGACCCAGCUGUGGCUGGUGACCGAGUACCACGAGCACGGCUCCCUGUUCGACUACCUGAACAGGUACACAGUGUCUGUGGAUGGCAUGAUCGUUCUGGCCUUGUCCAUCGCCAGCGGCCUGGCACACCUCCACAUGGAGAUCAUUGGCACUCAGGGGAAACCUGCCAUUGCCCACAGAGACAUAAAGUCUAAAAACAUUCUGGUGAAGAGGAAUGGGACGGCUGUCAUAGCAGACCUCGGAUUGGCUGUGAAACACGACUCCAGUACCAACAUCAUUGAUAUACCGUCCAAUCACAGAGUAGGAACAAAGAGGUACAUGGCCCCAGAACUGCUGGAUGACACGAUCAAUAUUGGCAGCUUUGAGUCAUUCAAGCGGGCAGACAUCUACUCCCUGGGCCUUGUAUUCUGGGAACUGGCAAGGAGGUGUUCCAUCAGGGGACUUCAAGAAGAUUUUCAGGUGCCUUACUAUGAUAUGGUGCCUUCAGAUCCUUCUGUGGAGGACAUGAGAAAGAUGGUCUGUGACCAGAAACUGAGACCCAACAUUCCCAACCAGUGGCAGAGCUGUGAGGCACUGCGGGUGAUAGGCAAGCUGAUGCGCGAAUGCUGGUAUGCCAACGCUGCAGCUCGCCUCACCGCGCUGAGGGUCAAGAAAACCGUCUCUCAGGUGACUGUACUCAAGGACAUCAAAGAUUAGCUAGCCCACUGGCUGGCGCACCAGAAUGUACUGUUAUUGGUCUGGAGCAAAGCAUCCUCAAGACCACGCUGAAAGAAGAAACACUCAGCUGGGUCGUAUUAAUUAGAAACCAAACAAAAGAAAAUGGGGAGGGACUACCUAAACCUAUCCAAUAAGACAUUCUCAUUACAAACGGUUUUGUUGUGGUUAGUAAAUGUAGGUUUUAGCACUGUGUUACAAAUGCCUGUAUCGCAAGAAUCAAGAUUUGUUUUGUUUUAUGAGCGUUCAUGCCCCCUUGUUCUCGUGAACUCUUUUUGGUCUCAUCUCCUUCGCUCCUUCUGUGCUGUUUGCACCUUCCCACUUGCACACACACACACACACACACACACACACACACACACACACACACACACACACACACACACACACACACACACACACACACACACACACACACACACACACACACACACACACACACACACACACACACACCAAGCCUUUCCCCAUGCCACUCACGUCAAACAUUAAAGAUGUUCUAUUUGCAUUUGAGGGUUGGUCCAACAGAAUUGGUCACAUGGACACCCAAACACAAUGAGACAUUACUUUUUUAUGUCUCGACUCCCAGACCCUCCUAGAACUGGAGGAUCAGUGAACAUGAUUGUGGAACAUUUAAUGCACAGUUUCUGUCACACUGUGACAGAAAUGCAGUACUUGGUACCAAGUUCCGCUAGGAGCAUUUUAGCCACAUACUGUUAAUGUGCUAGCUGUCUAGUCUGUUUUUAUACAUGUGCAAUGAGCAUAAGAA
Messenger RNA from Oncorhynchus gorbuscha (pink salmon), 2490 nucleotides. Its product is annotated as activin receptor type-1C-like. The coding region runs from base 213 to 1703 and encodes 496 amino acids. NCBI's taxonomy places the organism in Eukaryota, Metazoa, Chordata, Actinopteri, Salmoniformes, Salmonidae. Gene Ontology annotation, cellular component: activin receptor complex; plasma membrane. Gene Ontology annotation, molecular function: ATP binding; activin receptor activity, type I. Gene Ontology annotation, biological process: nervous system development; protein phosphorylation; cellular response to growth factor stimulus. The transcript is spliced from 9 exons. The record is from RefSeq and is a predicted model, not a curated record.